AUGUCCCACCCCUCGGCCGCCGUCAAUCUGCCCGGCGCCCGCCCGCCCGCGCCUCCGAGGGACGCCGCUGCGGGCAGCCCGGCCGGGGCGCGCGCCCCUCCGGCCCCCCGAGGGCGCCUCCCGCGGCCCGGCCCGAGCCUGCCUUGCAGCAGCCCCACGGACCCGCCCCGGGGCCGCGGGAACCGCCGGCCCCCGGAGACGGGCCGCUGUCCGCUAGCCGCGAAGCCAAGGCAGGGUCCCCGCGGGCAUCCCUCGGCGUCGUGCGAACCGGGGGCCAAGGAGGCGGGGGUCACGCCCGCCCUUUUCAGCUGCAGAGGCCUUCUGGGAGAGCUGCCAGCGUCACGUGUGGUGGGGGAUGCGUGGGAGGGCCCCCUGCUCCCCGUUGCUGACGUCACAAGCACAGGCCAGUGGGCCCUUUCAUCACCCUCUUCCAAAGAGAUCCGGACUGUGCUAGGGGAACCCAAGGCAAGUAACAUGACCCUCCUCCACUCCAUUUUAUCCUCACAAAAACAGCAGCAGCAACAACAGCCCUGUGAGGAAGGUUACCCUGAGCGCCAAGGACUGGCUCUGUCAUUCAGUGAACGUCAUGAACUUCCGGCCUCCACCAUCACAGCGCGUGGGCGACCUCGGAUCACGCUAUUUGACGCAGAAUAUUACUGGGAACUAAUAUGGAACAAUUACAGCUCCAGUAUCUUUCAUAAUUAAUCAGUGACAUCAACCCAGUUUCUAAUUUCAGUAGGCUAAAAAGGUGCCCCAAUCAACUGUGUGGCAGAGCAUGUGUGUUCUCGGAAUUGUUUAAUUUUUUAAAGCACAAAUGCUUAAAACAGUGCACACCCAUUGUGCUGGAAGCAAAGGCUUCUGCUGAUCCUCUCUCCUUUCCGCUUUUUUCUUGGGAGAGAAUGCAUUUGUGCCUCGUCUGAAAACCAAGCGAAUUAUGUUCUUGGCGCAGAAAUAUCAUUUACCUUUAAGCAAAUAUAUACACGUUUAAUCAA
Molecule: messenger RNA, 992 nt
Organism: Varanus komodoensis (Komodo dragon)
Lineage: Eukaryota; Metazoa; Chordata; Lepidosauria; Squamata; Varanidae
Product: collagen alpha-1(I) chain-like
Exons: 3
Coding region: 1-705 (234 amino acids)
Source: RefSeq, a predicted model, not a curated record